Molecule: messenger RNA, 5126 nt
Organism: Scleropages formosus (Asian bonytongue)
Lineage: Eukaryota; Metazoa; Chordata; Actinopteri; Osteoglossiformes; Osteoglossidae
Product: embryonal Fyn-associated substrate-like
Exons: 8
Coding region: 335-3364 (1009 amino acids)
Biological process (GO): cell surface receptor protein tyrosine kinase signaling pathway; cell migration
Cellular component (GO): cytoplasm; plasma membrane
Molecular function (GO): protein binding
Source: RefSeq, a predicted model, not a curated record
CGAGUUUUACGGUAGCGCCAUCUCUCGAGUACCAUAUGCGCGUUCACUCGACUGUAACCCUACACCGAGUCUCCGGCAGCAGAGAGGCGCAGGGCGAAGCCUGGCGGACAACAAAAAGCGGGCGAGAAAGAAAGAGCGAGAGCAGCAACCAUGGCUGCUUUCCUUGGGACUCGCGGGGAAAACUGGCGUCGUGUCUUUCCCGCGUGGCUCAGCUGCUGACACGUCUUCUUUUUACACAACGCAGGAGGACACCAUGGUGUUUGGAUAAACUACACAUAAGAGCCAGUGCAACGCAAGCGACGGCAGACAUACCGUGGUGCGGGGACGGCGAACGAUGGCCUUGUCGACGGCCCUGGCAAAGGCGCUUUUUGACAAUGCGGCGGAGAGCCCGGAGGAGCUGGCGUUUCGCAAGGGGGACAUCCUGAUGGUGCUGGACCAAGAGGGAGGGGGUCCCGGCUGGUGGCUGUGUUCUCUGCACGGCAGGCAGGGCAUAGCCCCAGCCAACAGGCUCCGCCUCCUCAAUACCACUCAACCCUCCCCCGCUAUGACGGCUGACUCCGCGGCGACCCAGCCCCGCACCGAAGACUCCGUGUACCUUUCCCCUGCUCCGCACCCUCGACCUGCCCAGGCGAAAGCUGCCAGGGGGCCCGGGGGCGGCGACGAAAGCGUGUACCUGUCACCAUCUCCGCGGGGAGCCACGGUGGUGACAGCUCUGUGCCGCGGUGACGGGCGUCCCCGGUCACGCUCCAGCUCCGGGUCCCGUCCCCGGCCCGACUGGGACGCGUGCACAACGGGAAGAGCCCGUUCCCCCUCCUUGCGGGGACGGGGCUCAGAAUCAGGAAGUGCCAAACAUCAAACCCUCUACCAGACCCCCACGGCUCACAGGCUGCAAGGGGGUUCUGCACCGGAGGCGGUGUAUCUCAGCCCCUGCGGAGUGCCCAGGGUUGCUGCGGACAGCCUUGGACCCCCAGAGUCAGGAGGGGCAGAGGCUGCCUACCUUGUCCCGCGCGAAGCGGCAGUAGCAGUGGGGAAUUCUGAGGGCUGCUACUUGCUUCCACGAGCGGGUGCGCAACCCAGCGAAGAAGUGUAUCAGACCCCCACGGGUGGGACAGCGGCAGACCCUGUCCAAGGUGGCCUUGCCAGGGGGGACAGUGGCCAGCUCCCGUUCUCCAAUGGCACCAAUCUCAACUCUCAGACCAAAGUACCACAGGAGAUAGCUGCAUUGUAUCAGACCCCCACCGUUUCAGGGAUGCUUCCUGUGGCUCCACAAAGUGGUCUCAAACUGCCUGGGGAAAAUAUGGUUCCCGUGUCCUGUUCGGCAUCUCAUAAACACAUAUCUUGUCCCACUGAGGGGUCCCCAAGGGUCUUGGCCAAAAUAGCUGGUAGUCAGGGUAUCCCCUCCACCCCUCCCAGUGCCCGGGGCAGGCUGCCCCAAGGCCAUCCAAGGAAUUCUCCCAUCUUAGGUAGGGCAGGCAGUGCCAGAGUCCAGGGCUCUCCCAGCUUCGCCCGGAAACCACCGCCUCCUGCUCCCCCAGUGAGAGGCGUUACCAAAAAGGAGAAACCUGCGGCACAACAGGGAUCGCAGGUGGAUGGCCAGCAGGGGUCAUCCCCAAACAAAGCAGAGGGUCCCAAGGAUGGAACUGCAAAGGACGAGGAGAAUGUGAAAAAGAGAGAUGUAAAAAUUAAGAGGGAUCAGGAGGAAGGGGAGUAUGAGGAACCAGAUGAUGAGAACCUCCGCAACCAGGUGUAUGACACUCCGCCUACCAACAGGUGGCAGCAUACAGUUCAGCCCUUAUUCCGCGACAACGACGACAGUAUCUACAAUACCCCACGCACCCAUCCCCCACACAACGACCAAGGGUCAGAGGUAUACGACGUUCCCACCCUCACUUUGACAUCAGUUGCCCAGCAGCAGACUUACAAUGUCCCAGCAGGCAUUGCAAGGACCGCAGAGGCCGAGGAUGAUGUCUACAGUGUCCCUACCCUCCCGGGCCUGUCAGCGGUGCCAGAUGAUGUCCCUGACGGCGCUGGAUUUGAAGCGAAUCAGCGUGAGGUUUACCGUGUGCCAGCGACUGGAAAGCGAGGACCGGCGGAUCAAACAGAUGGCGCUCUGCGUCCAGAGGAUGGCGGUGAGGGGUCGGACCGCGAAUGUGGUAUCUAUGACAUGCCUGCACUGAGUGUGGAUGCUUCCCUGUCCUCCACCCGUCGAUCUUCUGUGUCCAGCACUGGUUCUGGAGACCUUCAUUGGAAAACCUCGCUCAGCAACCUCAUCCAGGCGACCCUGAAUUCUGCUUCUGCUUCAGCUUCCUCAUCCCCACGGGAUUUGGCUGCCUCCUUGACAGAAAUCCUCUCUGUUUGGAAGGGUUAUCAAGCAACAGAAGCACCUCCGCCCAUUUUGCAAGCAUGGUCCCGAAUGUCAGACCUGCUUCCUGCACUUUCUGCCUGCGGCUCAGCCCCUCCAUCUGAGUCGCUGCUCUCACUGGUCCAGCGGGUACUCGAGGAUGCAGCCUCACUCCUACAAAGCCACGGUCUCCCUCCGUCAGGCAGGCCCCGCCUACUUUCCCAGGAAUCCCUGUCCCGGAGACCAUUGCCAGCACUUCCAGUGGCUGAAGUAAAACCCCUAAACGUGGGAAUGGGUAGCCGCAAAGGCAGCUGGAUUCAAGAGAGACCUUUGCCCCCUCCGCCCCCUCCCUCUUUUCCCUUGCCCCCUGUGCCCCCCCCUCAACCCAACAACGAUGGACAAGAUGAAGGGGAGGAGCUGGGAAAUGAGUAUGCAGGGAUUGGUCUACCUGUGGCCCCACCAACCAUUCCCAUGGGAGACAGUGGAGGAUAUGUGAAACUGCAGGGCAAGCCUGAUCCUCCAGCGUUCAUACAGACAGAGAACAGCCAUGCCACACCUGACCCCCCUGUGGCAGAACAGAGGUCAAGCCCCUCCCCCCCUCUCCCGGUCUCACUCUCUCUGGAAGAUUCGGAGUUGCUGUCCUUCUACUCUUCCCAAAGCCUCUCCCACCUGUCCUGCCUGGCUGACUCCAUAGACGCCCUCUUCACCAGUGUGCAGGGGAACCAGCCGCCCCGCAUAUUUGUGUCCCGAGGGAAGAGUUUGAUUGUGACAGCCCAUAAGUUGGUCUUUAUCGGGGACACACUUUCACGCCUGCUUACCUCUCCGGACCUUAGGGCAAAGGUCACUACGUCAGGAGGGCGACUCUGUCAGGCCUUGAAGGCCGUUGUCGUAGCAACCAAGGGGGCAGCUCAGAAUUACCCAUCUGUGUCUGCCACACAAGAGAUGGUGGAUCGGGUAGCAGAGCUAUCCCAGCAUGCAGCUGGCUUCUCAGGGCUGUUGCAAAGGCUGGCAGAAAUAUCCUGAUGUUUUAUCCUUUCCGUUUCCUUUUGAAAUGCUUGGUUUGUGUUAAUGUAUUUUUAAUCGACUGCUGUUGGCAACUGAAAGGAAUGGGGCCGUACCUCUAGCCUUUGUCAUCACGUGGCAGACGAGCGCAAGAAACACACCGCUACGUGUGUACUCUGUCCCUGAGCUAACACGCUUCUGUGGCUAGACUGUUCCCCAUUGUGUCGAAUUGAGGCGUGUGCAACGUCCCAGUGACAAGAACUAAUGUUGCUUAAUUUAUUGAAGGCUGUUCCUCAAUGUUAAUACUUUUGUCUGUAUUGUUUUACUGCAGUCUGUAGUGUGUGCGAGUCCAGUCCUUUCUCUUUCCACACCUUUCUGUUCACCUUGCCUACGUGUGUGUGUGGGUGUGGGUAGUCGCACAUGUCCCUUUCCUCACCUCAGUUGAUUUCACCUGCCUUAUUUAAAGUGGUGCUGAAGAGAGGGUGCUCUCUAAACUGGGAGGGGCAUGAGAAUGACACUAGGUACUGCUAUUAGAUUUGUGUUGCCUUCAGUAUGAAAUUCCUGCACAGCUGGCCAUUCCUCUAAUGUUUCUCUGUGUGGCUGUUUCGGGGGGGGGGGGGGUUGUAAAGGAAUGCGAACCACAACGAGAGAGAUUAUUCUUCCAUGCUGACAAAGUGUGUGUGCGCACAUGCAUGUGACAUAUGGAAUGGUACAGUGAGACUGAAAGACACAGGAGUCAUGGAUGCCUUUCCCAUGCUAGUGGCACCCUGAUAAAACCUGUCUGUUGGCACUUAUGUAGUCCUUCCUUACCUCUUCAUUCUGCCACACACAGGGAAACACUACCACUCCCCUUUCCUUUUCAGUUUCUUAUGCAAUUCCCCCUUCAGUGUCUGCUUCCCAUGUAGACAGACAAUAACAUUUCAUCUCUCUCUCUCUCUCACACACACACACACAAAAACAUGCAGUAACAUGCCUGGACACGGACUGACUUCCCCACCACGGAAACUAGCUGCCGCUAAACAUGCGGGCUAGUUAACGGCUUUCACAUCCUCUUGUGGAUGAAGCACAGUCAGCUCGCAUGCACCAGCGCUGACCUCCCCCGUACUCUCUUAUCUCCUCUCAGUCCCAGGGUCAGGCCUGCUUCCUGUGCCGUCGCCCUCUCGAGUUCCAAUCCUCCUCCUUUAACUUGCCUUCUCCUCACACGCCCGAGACUAGGGGCUGAAGCCUGCUGUGUCCUAUGGAUGUUUGCGCAUUUCAUAGGUGCCAAAACCAGAGGCUGGCCUGUGGAGGAUGUGCCCUCUGCUUUGCUCUGCAGCGCCACCUAGCAAAGACAAGCAAAGGACAAGGCUGAGGCCUGCCGCUGGGGCCGUGCUGCCGACCUCUCAGUUCGUCGCCUUCGCGUUCCUGCUCUUUUCCGCCGACCGGACAGCCUUAAAAACACCCUUCCUUCUUCCUUCCCGUAACAACGUUCUUCUGACUCUGCACGUCUCAACUUUUUCAAAUAUGCACAUAUAACCAGGGAUAGUAAUGCAAUGAAUUUAAUAGCACAGCAAUUAAAGUGAUUUAAAGAAAAAAGUUACAGUGCGAGUGCUGUAGCUUGUUUUCUACCAGAAUGUAUUUUUGAACAGUUCUUAUUUUCCAUUCUGAUUGAUUUUGACAUCGUAUUUAAAGUGGUUUGGGGUGAAUAAGUGUGUGUGGAGCACAGGGUUUGUACACAGGUGCGUGCUAAAAGUGCCCGUGGCUUGGUUUUUGUACAACAAUACAUUCUCUUGUUUUUAACUAA